AUGUGUCACUUAUCACUCCCGACCAUCAUCGUGCUCGGUCAACUGCUUUUGAUCCCUAUCACCACCACAUUCCAUCCCUUGAACGGUUCCGACAACGGGCCAAUUUGGUUACACAAUGUCACCGUUCAGUCCCAUAUCGCAGCCAUUUUCGAGCGGAUCGACAACAUCGAUAUCGUAAUUGCCGAUCAGGGUUCGGCUCAGAUGGAUCAGAUCGAUCGGCUCGUUAGGGGCGGGGCCAACGGAAGUGGAAUUCUGCAGCGUAAAAGUUUUCGUAUCUACGGACAAGCUUCCGCAGAGGAUGAAGGCUGUACCGGAGACCGGUCACUGUUGUCUGCCAAGGUACACAUAACCGUGUCGGAUUCACCGGACUCGCCAGAUACGAUGGAUCGUGAUUACGAGGAUGAGUUCGAAUUCAUCCAGUGGGAUCGAUCGUACGGAUCGUUCGUGAAGAUAUGGGAUCAGAAUCAGGACAGUGGUUAUGUAGUGUUUGCCAAUCUCAGUACCUUCGAGACGUUGAUGAGGUGCUUGCUCGAUCCCGCCGGAACCUAUUUGAUUUUACUGAAUGCUGAGGGACAAUUUGAAAGGGACAAAGUUUCACGGCUGUUGAGAUCUAUUUGGAGAAAUCAGGGGGUCUUUCGACUAUUUAUCGUAUCCGGAGCUCAAAUUUACACCUUCGACCCGUUCGUUAAAAACGGAUCUGCGUACGGAAGCUUAUUCGAACUGAGAGAAAUCGGGAAGACUCCUGUCGUACCGCAAGGAGAUUUCAAAGGGUACCCGCUGCGAAUCGACAUGUUUUGGUCAACGUACAGCGUUCCACUGCCCAACAACAUGUCCCAGUUUUUGGGAGCAGACGUCGUUGUGGGCGAAGUUUUCGUAAAGGCCCUAAAUUUUACAGCAAUUUACCUACCUCCAGACAAGGAUAAUUUCGGAAGUCUCUUACCAAACGGUAGCUUCAAUGGUGUCAUCGGUCGUCUAACCCGUCACGAAAGUGACAUCACCUUCAUCGGCUACUUCAUCAAGGAUUACUUCAGCCGGGACGUUGAGUUCACCUCCGGCGUUUACACCGACGAGUUGUGCUGUUUGGUCAAGAAAGCCAGCCGAGUCCCCGAAUAUCUCCUACCGAUUACGAUUUUUCCUGGCGACUUGUGGGGCUUACUAUUUCUGAUGGGAAUCGUUUGCACGGUAGCGUGGAUUGUCCUACGUACUGGAAUCCGGUUGAGAGCGACCACCCGACAGGAGCGUUGGAAUCUCGCCACAUUGUUCAAUCUAUCAAAUACCACUCGUGAUGCCCCACUGUAUCGUAGAAUGCUCCAAAUAUGCGUCGACACCUACAUGCUGCUGGUAAGUGCCCCCUAUCGGCGCUUUUCCCGUUCGGGAACCGAACGUCUCCUUCUCUUCGGCAUCGUCAUGGUAAGCCUGAUCUUCGUAUCGGUGUUCCAAUCGCGACUUUCGUCGAUUUUCGUCAAUCCCGUCUACUACAAAGACAUCAACAGUCUGCUUCAGUUGGACCAAUCCGGUCUAACGAUUCCGGUCAAGUACAAAGGCUUCAUGGAUGACGUUUUCCCGGCCAACUAUAGCACCAUGAUGCAGUCGCUGCGCAACAAGUUGAUCUUUCAACCGACCAACCAAUCCGUGCUCGCUCAAGUGGCCAAACUGGGAACCAUUGCUACGGUGACCCGCAAGGCAACGCUCUCUCUUGAUAAUGCGAUCUUUUUGUCCACCAAACAGCUGUACAUGAUUCCCGAGUGUCCUCGGAUGUACAACCUAGCGUACGUUAUUGCUCGUCACUCCGUACUGCUCGAACAGGUCAACGGGAUACUACUGCGGAUGCUAAACGGAGGACUCAUCAACCAUUGGAUCAACCAGAUGAACUACAAUGUUACCUUGCACCACGGGGAUCAAAUAAGGAGCUCGCAGGAUUCGGACUUUAAAAUACUAACCGUGGUGGAUCUGCAGUUUCCGUUUUAUUUGUUGGGGCUUGGACUUGCCAUCAGUACGUUGGUGUUUGCCGGGGAACAGAUUUACUUUAGAUCAACAAAUCGAGCGAUGGGUUCGGAGGGUUUGCCGAAGCUCUGAAUGGGGUGUGGAGUAGCAUUAUUAUAGAAAACAUCGUGCACCGUGAUGUGUAUGUAGAUCACGCGAGUGGAUUAUCAUUGUUUGCUAUAUUCCUACUCUACUUAUCGGGAAGUUGCGCCGAGAGCUGAGCAUGUAGCGCGAAUGCCGCAAAAGAGAUCGACUUUGGGGCAGACGUCGCAGUCACUGACGGAUCAAGAUCGAGUAACUUGGACGUCUGAAAUUGAUUCAAUCAUGAUUCGGAGUACCCUGUUUAUUCGAUCAUGAUAAUGAUGACAGUAUCUCCAUUUGGUCAAAAAUUUACAUUUUUCGAUCAUUCGAAUGUACCCUUGAAUGUGGUACCACAUCGUGGUCAU
Molecule: messenger RNA, 2429 nt
Organism: Topomyia yanbarensis
Lineage: Eukaryota; Metazoa; Arthropoda; Insecta; Diptera; Culicidae
Exons: 2
Coding region: 1-2076 (691 amino acids)
Source: RefSeq, a predicted model, not a curated record